UAAUAAUAAUUUAUUACUUGCCUGAAUGGAAGCUCCAUUUUAGUUGACAAAGCUCAGUAUGUGUAAAGUCUUCGAGGCUUAUCCAUCGGACGGCGUCUUUCUUAUCUAAGGAUUCACUCAGAUUAUACUUCCAUUUCGUUGUAACCCAGAAACAAACGUCUCUGCGAUCAAGUGAAUUGCUGCCUCUUUCUUGGCCUUGCUUGAAGCUCAAAAUGGAGAUUGGAUUGUUGUUGUUUUCUGUGUUUCUUUUUCUGGGUAUUGCGAUUUCAUGGGUGGAAUCCAAGUACAUGGUUUAUAAUACUUCACAAGGCAUUGUUCCUGGUAAGCUUAAUGUUCACUUGGUUGCUCACACCCACGAUGAUGUUGGAUGGCUAAAAACUGUUGAUCAGUACUAUGUUGGUUCCAACAAUUCAAUUCAAGGUGCUUGUGUGCGAAAUGUAUUGGAUUCCCUUAUUCCUUCUCUUUUGGCUGACAAGAAUCGCAAAUUCAUUUAUGUUGAAAUGGCAUUUUUCCAACGAUGGUGGAGAGAUCAGAGUGAGGCUAUGCAGCAAAUUGUCAAGCAACUUGUGAGCUCGGGUCAGCUAGAAUUCAUAAAUGGAGGUAUGUGCAUGCAUGAUGAGGCAGUGACUCAUUAUAUUGACAUGAUUGAUCAGACAACUCUUGGGCAUGGUUUUAUCAAAAAGGAAUUUGGAGUGACUCCAAGAAUUGGUUGGCAAAUAGACCCUUUUGGACAUUCGGCAGUGCAGGCUUACUUGCUGGGAGCUGAAGUUGGAUUUGACUCUCUUUUCUUUGGCCGGAUAGAUUACCAAGACAGGGCUAAGCGUCAAAGUGAGAAGAGUCUUGAAGUUGUCUGGCAAGGUUCCAGCAGUCUUGGUUCAUCUGCACAGAUAUUUGCCGGUGCAUUCCCCAAAAACUAUGAGCCUCCUCCUGGUGGUUUCUACUUUGAAGUCAAUGAUCCCUACCCAAUUGUUCAAGAUGACAUCAAUUUGUUUGAUUACAAUGUCCCAGACCGGGUCAAUGACUUUGUUGCUGCUGCAAUAGCACAGGCUAAUAUAACUCGAACAAAUCAUAUAAUGUGGACCAUGGGAACAGAUUUUAAGUAUCAGUAUUCAGAGACAUGGUUUCGAGAGAUGGACAAGCUGAUCCAUUAUGUUAACAUGGAUGGACGUGUGAAUGCUCUUUAUUCUACCCCAUCCAUAUAUACUGAUGCAAAACAUGCUACAAAUGAAUCCUGGCCAGCAAAGACUGGUGACUUCUUCCCGUAUGCAGAUCGGGCAAAUGCGUACUGGACAGGAUACUUUACAAGUAGACCAGCCUUGAAACGCUAUGUUAGGAUGAUGAGUGGCUACUACUUGGCUGCAAGGCAACUAGAGUUCUUUAAAGGGAGAAGUAAUACAGGGCCAAACACUGAAUCAUUGGCAGAUGCUUUGGCAAUUGCUCAGCAUCAUGAUGCAGUUACUGGUACAGAAAAGCAGCAUGUGGCUAAUGAUUAUGCAAAGCGACUGUCAAUAGGCUACACAGAGGCCGAAAAAUUAGUUGCCUCUUCACUUGCUUGCUUGGCUGAGUCAACAUCACAUAAUGGAUGUCAGAGUCCAGCUAUAAAAUUUCAACAGUGCCCACUGCUGAAUAUAAGUUACUGUCCUGCAUCAGAAAUUAAUCAGUCUCAUGGGAAAAACUUGGUGGUUGUGGUUUACAAUUCUCUUGGAUGGAAGAGAGAUGAUGUAAUCCAAAUUCCAGUUAUCAAUGAUGACGUUGUAGUGCGUGAUUCUGAGGGAAGAGAAGUUGAAUCACAACUUAUUCCUCUAGCAGAUGUUUAUGUGGCCCUAAGGAACUCCUAUGUUCAGGCAUACUUGGGUAAACCGCCAAUGGAUACACCCAAGUAUUGGCUUGCAUUUACGGUAUCUGUUCCGCCUUUUGGUUUCAACACUUACACAAUCUCAGGUUCCAAAAGUGGAGGUGCUCAUUUAACCAAAUCAUCUGCAUACACAUUUCGAAGAAGUGAGCAAUCUAUUAUAGAAGUUGGUCGAGGAAAUUUGAAGCUUGCUUUUUCGGCAGACAAAAGCAAACACACUAAUUAUAUUAAUAGCAGAAGCUCAGUUGAGGAAUUGGUUGAACAGUCAUUCAGUUUUUAUGCUGGAUAUAAUGGAACUGGAAAUGAUAAAGAUCCACAGAAUGCUGGAGCAUAUAUCUUCCGACCCAAUGGGACAUUUCUCAUAAAGCCUGAAGGACAGAUUCCGUUGACUAUCAUGCGUGGGCCUAUAGUAGAAGAAGCACAUCAACAGAUCAAUCAAUGGAUAUAUCAGAUCACCAGAUUAUACAAGGGGAAAGAGCAUGUUGAAGUUGAAUUUUUUGUUGGGCCUAUACCCAUUGAUGAUGGAAUUGGAAAAGAAGUUGCAACACAGAUUACAACUACAAUGGGGACCAACAAAACAUUCUAUACAGAUUCUAAUGGACGUGAUUUUAUCAAAAGAAUUCGUGAUUAUAGGACAGAUUGGGACCUGGAAGUGAACCAACCAGCUGCUGGAAAUUACUAUCCGAUUAAUCUUGGAAUUUACACCAAAGAUGAUAAAAAAGAAUUUUCAGUUCUGGUGGAUCGAGCUCUUGGAGGAUCUAGCUUAGUGGAUGGACAAAUAGAGCUGAUGCUCCAUCGGAGACUGCUACUUGACGAUUCCAGGGGUGUUGCAGAGGCUUUAAAUGAAACAGUUUGUGUUCUUGAUCAAUGUAAAGGAUUGAUAAUCCAAGGAAAAUAUUAUUUCAGAAUUGAUCCUUUAGGAGAAGGUGCUAACUGGCGCCGUACUUUUGGCCAGGAGAUAUAUUCACCUCUCUUACUGGCCUUUGCUGAAGAGGAUGGAGAUAACUGGAUGAAUUCUCAUGUAACCACUUUCUCAGGCAUUGAUUCCUCCUAUAGUUUACCUGAUACUGUUGCAGUUAUAACUCUCCAGGAGCUUGAUAAUGGAAAAGUUCUACUUCGUUUAGCACACUUAUAUCAGAUUGGAGAGGACAAUAAUUAUUCUGUGAUGACAAGUGUAGAACUGAAGAAGUUGUUUCCUGGCAAGAAGAUUCACAAAGUGACAGAAAUGAGCCUAUCUGCCAAUCAAGAAAGAGCAGAAUUGGAAAAGAAGAGACUUGUCUGGAAAGUUGAAGGCUCAGUUAUACAAGAACCAUUGCCGAGGGGUGGACCGGUUGAUCCUGCAAAACUGGUUGUGGAACUUGCCCCGAUGGAAAUUCGCACCUUUCUUAUUGAUUUUGAUCAGAAAUCCCACCUUGUAUAUGAUGUGUAAUGGCAGUGAAAUGUUCCCUGAUGAAGUUCUUGCUAAUUCAGGCAUAGCAUUGUGAUUUCUGGUAUCUUUUUAAGCUGAUAUCUGUACUCUUACGGUCACAGAGGCAAUUUGCUCACCAUGUACGCCUUGUAUUAUAAAGGUUGUGUCGGUGUAAUAUGAUCACUUUGUACAUUCCAUCUUAAUGGAAUGAGAAUAUGAGAAUAAAUUUCAGAGGUUCUGAUUAUUUAUGUUGGACAUCA
Molecule: messenger RNA, 3520 nt
Organism: Hevea brasiliensis (rubber tree)
Lineage: Eukaryota; Viridiplantae; Streptophyta; Magnoliopsida; Malpighiales; Euphorbiaceae
Product: probable alpha-mannosidase At5g13980
Exons: 29
Coding region: 213-3281 (1022 amino acids)
Biological process (GO): mannose metabolic process
Molecular function (GO): alpha-mannosidase activity; carbohydrate binding
Source: RefSeq, a predicted model, not a curated record